Messenger RNA from Actinia tenebrosa (Australian red waratah sea anemone), 516 nucleotides. RefSeq lists its product as uncharacterized. Lineage: Eukaryota; Metazoa; Cnidaria; Anthozoa; Actiniaria; Actiniidae. The record is from RefSeq and is a predicted model, not a curated record. Gene Ontology annotation, molecular function: protein binding. Gene Ontology annotation, cellular component: nucleus; cytoplasm. Gene Ontology annotation, biological process: regulation of barbed-end actin filament capping.
CCGCAGACCAUAAUACUCUUCCAUGGACCGCGUGAUGCUCAAAACCCUUAGUAUUCGAUCAUUCUGCAUAGUUAUUCAUUAUUAGCUAGACCAUUAUGUAUCAUAUCGGUAAUCAUUCGGAUCGCGUAUAUGACAGAUUCCUGACCGCAAGCUGUGGUGACCUCAAAAUAUGCUUCCAAAACAUCAAAUGCAGCCAUCUCAAGUCUAGGCCUUGAUACUGACUAGGAACUAACUAUGGCGGAUAUUAUCAACGCUAUUAAGGCGAAUGACGUGUUCGAACUGAACAGAUUAUUGUCCCAACCGGGUCGCUACGUCAACACGCCAGUCGGUGGUGGACGGCCACCUCUCCACAUCGCAGUACAACGAAACAGGAAGAACAUUGCGGGAAUCUUGGUUUCAAGAGGAGCAGACGUUAACGGUGCUGAAACUGAUGGGAAAUCACCUGAUGGUGAACCGUAUUGCAAAGUAACUGAAAACAAAUACAUCAUUGAUUUGCUUCGCCAGAAGAGAAAAUAG